UUAAAAAGUUAAAAUAUCUUGAAGAUCCAAGGGAAUUUCAUAACUACGCUCUUUAUUUACGAGCUCAUCAUCCAGAAUAUUACGCCAAAAAUUUUAAAGCAAUUAAUGAUCACUACAAUAAAUUGAUAAGUGCAACUGAAGCUAAACGGUUUUCAUCGAAUACAAGAACCUCAAAUAAUAAUGAACAACGGAAUAAUGUAUCCAAUAGUCCUGGACCGAGAACCCCUAUGCAGCAUGAUGGUUUAUAUAGAUGGCUUCCUAGAAUACCUCAGGACAAUAAUGCUAGUCCAUCGAGACCAAAAUCCGAACAAAAAGCUGGUAGAGCACGCUCUAGAUUAUUGAUUAGCACUGUGAGUCUAAAAGACGAAGCUUACGAAAAAGUUAUAAGAGCAAUUUCGGAUGCAGAAACAGUUAGGACGAAUCCUGAUCUAGCUCGGGCCCGCAAGUGUUUCACUCUAGGAUAUAACAAUACCAAUGGUUCAUGUCAAUCAGAGCCUGAAGUAAUUAAACUAGCUUCUAACGAAACAAUUUGCGGCUCUUAUUUUGAACUUGGAUGUCAAUAUCAGUUAAAUCAAGAUUUAUGUGUUGCAGCAAUGGAUGAAGUUAUGAAAAAUACAAGCUUGAAUUGUGAUUUCAAUAUUAAUGGUGAUAGUGAAUUGAUGAGUGUCCAGUGUUGCAUGGCUUGUAAAAGCGGCAUAAAUACAGCAAUAUUCAAAGAUAGUUGUGAUAUGCAUUUGGACAAUUCUAUGCCAAGUUUUGCCCAAGAGAAAUGUUGCAACAUUUUCUCAAAUCAAAACGCAUCUGUUUCAACUACAGAAUCAAUUCCAACCUCUUUUGAACCGGAUUCAAUGUAUACAAUUUAUGAUUUAGAUGACCAGGUUUCCAAUAGUACAACAUUCAAACUCAGCAAUUCAUUAGAUUCAACUACAGAAUCAAUAAAACCGGGGUUCCUGAAUGAAGUUGUUGUCCAUUUGGAGGAUCGGGUUUCCAAUAAUGAAACAAACAAACUCGGAAUAGACAGUUCAACAGUACCCGAAACUUCAACAUUACCAACUACUACUACUAACUGAACCAGCAACUACGACUUCUACUACAACUACUACAUCACCAAGGCCGCCAGAAACAACAACCACAGAACCAACCAUAAAGCCUCUCGCACUGCGAUCAUAUGACCCACAACAGCGACUGAAACAACAAAUACUAUAACACCAAGACUUUGAUACUGGUAGCGCUCGGGACCCUGGUACAUCGAGUGAUUCCGAUAUAAUAUAACAAAGAAAUUAAGAAUCAAAAAUCGAAAUUAAAAAUUUCCCGACUUUUUUGGUUCAAUUAAUGAUAGCAAUUUAUUCUCCAUCGUUGAUAAUCACUGAUCAGAUCGCAUGAUGAUCCGGUAUGUUUAAAAAAAAUUGAAAGCAUUUCAACAAGUUGAGUGGUUUUGUAAAAAACAGCUGAAAUGUUAAAUCUUUAGCUCACAAUUUGUCAGUCUAUGGUGUUGACAAUUUUUAAGGCAAUUUUAAAUUGGUUUAUUCCAAUAUUAUGGAUAAGUUUAUAAGAAAUGUCGAUAAUUGUGAUAAUAAUUUAAUACGGAUGAUUAUAAUAAUAAAAUGGAUGGGAGAACUCAUUUUGAAGCUUACUUUAGGAGUUGGAUUAUCAAUUUGGUUCUUAAAAGAAGAAGAAGAAUCCAAAUAAACUAAUCAGCUCGGUAUUCGUUUACAAGAACUAAAUUGUUGAAAAUGGGCCUCACUUAAGACAUGAACAAACAAUAAUCAUUAUCAUAAUCAUUAACAUGAUCAACAUCAAUAUUUUCAUCAUCAUAAAUUCACAUAGAGCAAAGAUAAUAAGCCACUUGAAUCAGAAUCAUUAUAAUGUUGAAACUGUUAAGACUCUACAUCUCUCUGUGUUGUGUUGCCUUUGAAACCUCCCACUCUGCCUUUCCCUCUAGCUCUCUCUCUGCUCUCCAUUUGUCUCUCUUCAACCUCAGUAUUUAUAACGACACCACUAAUAAUUCAUCACUUUAUUUUGCACCCACAAAUUGACAUAGGCACUUCCUCUUCCUCCCCUUAUUUCUUGUGUUUCCUGUCUUCAUGUUUCAAAUAAUUUCCCCUUUUAUUUGUUUUUUUGUUCAACUUUAUUUCCAACUAAUGUGUGUUUUUUUUGGUUGUUAUUUAUUUAUUUUUUUGAAUCCAGCGCAUCAACGGUAAACACAAACAAGUACGCAAAUCUGAAACUGAUCGAGUUGGAAGUCUAGAUCUAGACACUUAAAAUUAAACAUCGUUGCCAGAUCUAUCUCUUCCAGCUCUCUCAGGAUUCAGCCAUACUCAGUAUUUCAUCGUCAUCAACAGUGUGCUUCAUAUUUUAUUGUUAUAAUCGGUGAGAGUCAAGGUGGAGAAGUAGUCUCUUCACUUUGAAUAAUGGUAAGUGAGAUUCAACUCCUCCAACUUAUUUUCUCACUGAUAAAUCAUCUUUAACCCGAUCCAAAGACAUGGUUGGAUUUCAAGCUGAGAUUGUUGUUUUGCAAGAAAUGAAAUUUAUUGUGAUUGGAAAUUUGCGUUUGAAGCAGACCUAAACUUAUAUGAAAAAAUGGAUGAAGAAGACCGAUCUAAAGCUGAUUUCCUGGUAAUUUUGAAAAAAGAACUGGAAAUGGACAGUGAUACAUGGUACAAAGAUUUUACUUUGAAUAUUACUUUAAGAAGGAAUAUUCAAUGUAAUUGAGAAGUCAAAAUUGAAAAAGCCAAUGCUGAAGAUGGUGUUUAAACAUUAACCGAAAAAGAUUUCAAACCUAAACCAGAUUCAUUCUUUUAAUCGAUGGCAAACUAAUUCAACCUCAAACUAUCCAAUACUCAGUUUCUUGUAAUAUCAAACAAUAUAAAUAUUAUUAAUACAAGUAUACAGUUAACCUGACUUUUAGGUAAGAAAUUUAUGGUGAAUUAAAAUUCAAGAAAUUAUUCUUGUUAUACUCAACUUGGAUGUUUUGAUUUGAAAUUUUUCGAGAAAUUUAAAUAAAAUUAUUUUAUUGUGCUUU
Molecule: messenger RNA, 3022 nt
Organism: Tetranychus urticae (two-spotted spider mite)
Lineage: Eukaryota; Metazoa; Arthropoda; Arachnida; Trombidiformes; Tetranychidae
Source: RefSeq, a predicted model, not a curated record